Messenger RNA from Ipomoea nil (Japanese morning glory), 1050 nucleotides. Its product is annotated as protein FAR1-RELATED SEQUENCE 5-like. The record is from RefSeq and is a predicted model, not a curated record. The transcript has 4 exons. Bases 1 to 1050 code for a protein of 349 amino acids. NCBI's taxonomy places the organism in Eukaryota, Viridiplantae, Streptophyta, Magnoliopsida, Solanales, Convolvulaceae.
AUGUAUGAUUCGAUUGCGCAGCAGCAUGUGGCGGAGACAGAGCAUAUAAAUAAUCUUGUUGGAGUGGUAGAUACAGAGGAUGCUAAUCCAGCUGAUCAGGAUUUGGUAGGAAUGUCAGUGUGUUCGGUUGAUGAAGCAUAUGACAUGUAUAAUGAUUAUGCUUUUAGAGUAGGUUUUAGUGUGAGGAGGGGUUGUGGUGCAUAUGUCCAAUUCGAUUUACAUGAGAAUGGGAUGUGGAUUGUUUUGAAGCACGAGAAGUUGCAUAAUCACGAAUUGGUUCCACCAAGCAAGAGUUACCUUCUAAGGUUACAUAGGAUGUUGUCUAGGAAUCAUAUAUCCUAUCUUACUGAUUUGAAGAGCAGUGGUGUGUCUGUUGCAGAUGGUGUAAGAUUCCUUAAAACACAAUCAGGGGGAUCACCACUUGUUGGUUUUACAAGUAGGGAUGCAUAUAACUCUCUAUGUAUCGAUGCAUUGAACAGAUUGGAUGGUACUGAUUUAAACACAUUGAUUGAAAUAUUCAAACAGAGACAGUCAAGUGAAAGGGAUUUUUACUUUGAUUUUGAGGUGGAUUUGGAGUCAAGGUUGUGUAGUUUUUUUUGGAGGGAUGGACGAAUGAGGAGAGAUUAUGAUUUGUUUGGGGACUUGUUAGUUCACGAUACAACAUGUCGUACUAACAAAUAUGACAUGAUUUGUGGACCUUUUGUUGGCAUGAAUCACCAUUGCAUGAAUGUUAUGUUUGGAUGCGGUUUUUUGAUGAAUGAGAAGACUGAGUCAUUUGUAUGGUUGUUUAAGACAUUUUUGAGAUCUAUGGAUUACAAAAGUCCACAAAGCAUAAUGACUGAUCAAUGUGCUGCUAUGGCUGCUGCAAUUGUUCAAGUUUUUCCAAGUUCACGACAUCGGCUAUGUAUAUGGCAUAUUGAUGAGAACUCAAAGAAACACAUUAAAGGGUUAAGAAAUCAAAAAGAUUUCUUAGAUAUAUUCAAUUGCUUGUUGAAGUAUAGGGAUACAGAGGCAGAGUUUGAAUUUUACUGGACAAGAGUGGAGAAGUAG